This is a messenger RNA of Ogataea haglerorum, 1515 nucleotides long. RefSeq lists its product as uncharacterized. The record is from RefSeq and is a predicted model, not a curated record. NCBI's taxonomy places the organism in Eukaryota, Fungi, Ascomycota, Pichiomycetes, Pichiales, Pichiaceae. The coding region runs from base 1 to 1515 and encodes 504 amino acids. The transcript is spliced from 2 exons.
AUGCAAUCAGCGGGCCCCACAAUUCGCCUCGGAAGAUACUCGACCGCCAUUGACCAAUGGUACUUUGCGCAGGACGGGAAAAUCUGUAUUGGGAAACCGAACUGGCUUGCUUGCAAAGGUGUGUUUUCAGAGGCGAAGAAUCCAUCGCACGAGCGAAUUUCAUUGUCAACAAUCUUUCCCCAUUAUAUGGCGAUUGGCAGGCCCCCGUCGUACAAGGAGCCUGGGAUCGAGUUUCUGGUGGACCAUAUUCCCAAGAACUCGAAUCUAAAGGUUUCUAAUGGGGCAAUUGUGCUGAGACAUGAUAUGACUAAUCUCGGCACGCUGUAUCUAGAGGCCCCUUAUUUUCUUAUUCCGCCUUUUGAUCUGGUCAAGCUCGUAGAGGUUGGCAAGUGUUGCAGCUACUGUGGUGAAACUUUGAAGAUUUACGAUAAGGGUAGACUCAGGGACAAGGAGGCGCAUGAUGUUUCAGAUCAGAAACAUAUGCGAUUUAUGAGCGGGCUGGAUUGUGGAGAUUGCAGCUCUAGGUGGUGCUCGCAAAACUGCAGAAAGCUUGAUUUUUGCCACAGUUUCCUCAACCACCAGCCGACCAACAAAGGGAUGACGAACCAGAUCACAAACUCUCGUGGAGAGAAACUUGUCUUGUUGUACGACAGAUGGGUAAGUUUCAAGAAGGCCAUCCACGAGAAGAGUUUAGAGCUGGCGCACUGUGGGCUUUAUGUUACCUUACAGCUGUUUUACUACCCAGAACUGAGGGAAGGCUACAUGAGCAUGCGGAAUGUGGUAGCAGAACAACGGGACGAGUUCCUGGGCCGAGAGAUAGAUUUUACGACGCUUUACGAAGAAAUGACUGCGUGUUUCAAGGACUUUAAAUUGUCGGAAGACGAAUUUUUAGACUGCUUAUCGAUUUUCAAGCUCAACAAUUACAACAGUGGUGUCUAUCCGUUGACGAGCUAUUUGAGCGAUCCUUCGGGCGAGAUCAACUGCUCAAUUUCUCCAUUUGAAACAAGCAUCGCUCAUGACUACGAAGAUUUCCGGAUUGAUGUUGUUGACGAGCAUAAUGUGACGCUUACAAAACAGCGACAUUUGGAGUCCUACAGAAAACCCAUCCAUACGAGUACCCUGAAGAUUGAUAAGAAGAUAAUUAUAGUCUCCAGCAUGCGCAACAUCAAAAGCUGUGAGAAGCUUGUAGCUGGAGAGUCACACGAAACUGGUUCUGCAUGCUCGAGUUCAGAUAAUUCUUCGAUGGAAAAAAUUACGGCUCCUAUCCCACAUCGAUUUCCUGGAAAAGCACGCAACCAGCGUAAUGCCUCGUUCACCUCUUCAGGAAAUUCGUUCGGGGAAGGCAUCAUAAAAUACAACAGGGACCAAAUUAGAGAAAUGCUUGUCGAAAUGUCUCUUGACUCUGACGAUAGCGAGGCAGAGACGCCUAUUCAGCUCGAAGUCCCUGAACAAUUUGUGAAGCCUCGACGUAAGAGCGUGCGUUUCGAGCUAAAUGAGUCAAGUGUGCAGGUUUGA